Molecule: messenger RNA, 5346 nt
Organism: Dermacentor silvarum
Lineage: Eukaryota; Metazoa; Arthropoda; Arachnida; Ixodida; Ixodidae
Exons: 10
Coding region: 311-4873 (1520 amino acids)
Source: RefSeq, a predicted model, not a curated record
CCUCAAAGCUCCGAAGCCGCGAGAAAGGGCGGACGCGAUGUGCCAAGUAGGCGAGCGCGGCGAGCUCGAUUUUGCGUUGCGUUCACCUCGGCAGUUGUUGCUGUGGUUGUUGACAGAACACGAAACUAUGACGGGGCGCGAAGAGCCUGCAUGAGUCUAAGAGACAGGUGGUCUGCACCACACAGCGACUGCCAAGGUGAAGCAAGACACUCGGACAGCCACAUUCUAUUAAUGGUCUCCGUCGAUCACAACGCUCCAGGUACCAAAACGUCAUCCCUCAGUUACCAGCCUGCAAUCGCUUUAAGCCAAAAUGUUGGCGUAUUUAAAGAAACGCAUCGAAUUGAACCAAGGGAUCAGCAUUAGCAAGCUGCCGGGACACCUUGCCCAACUACCUCCUGAAGUACGCGCCAAACAUGGCAGUAAUGAGGAGGCCAUUCGUCGCUGCAUAGAAAAACAUCCCGAAGAGUUUCUGAUUGACAAAUCUGAUCGUGUGUUUCUACGGCCACCGCCCUCCCCGAAGGCUUUGGCACCUACCAAUCUUGUAACAGAUGAUGUUACAGACCUUUGCAACGUGACGGGAAACGUGCUGCGCAUAUUCCCAGCUUUUGGGUUUAUAACAGUAGACUACCCUAUCAAAACGACUGUUUAUUUUGACGUUAAGAGUUUUGAAGAAAAUCGCCACACCACUCUGACAACCUCUGGCUUAAGUGAAGGCGACUGUGUCAUCUUUGAUGCAGCCAAGUCGGUUGGACACAAGGCUUCCUUUAAAGCGACACGCGUGAAAUGCAUUGAAAUGAAGGCCGCUGCGCCUUCCUCUGCGUCACAGUCGAUAAAAGAGCCAUCGGUAGACGGGGAUGACAGGCUCCACGACCAGUCUGGCUUCAUACACACGGUGAGGCCAGACUUUGGCUUCAUUACGUUUGGCCCGAAGAAAAAGCACUGCGCAUUUUUUCACAGCAGUGUCGUGGACAAGACACUUACCAAAGGCAGCAAGAAUUUGACUGACAUUCUCACAGUGAAUGACAGGGUACAUUUUGACGCAAGGCCAGACAGCAAAGGCAGCAAGUGGUGCAAGUGGAAGGCCACCAAAGUUUGGUGCGUACCCCCGGAAAUGGAUAGUGUGCCUAACUCUGAAGGGGACAGUGGUGAUGAAGUGUUCAUGUCUGAAGAUGAAGCAGACCUCGAGGGGAUACUCAACGGUAACAGUGAGCUGGAGUCAUCCGAUGUUGAUGUUGAGGAUUACCCUGUGGGAUGUCCCGACUGGGAAGAUCAUCCAAGAAAGCCACUGAAUGAUGCAGGUGACGAGCGCUCUGCAGAGCAGCCCGUGGCAUGGUCCGCACGCCGGAAGCUUUCGGGAAUUAAGGGCAUCUUCUUCAAGGAGUCCGACAAGGCUGGCCAUGUCUUCUGGCUGGAUGGGAAGGUUGCCGCACAGGUGGUAAUCACCAUCGUGUACCACAUGGGCACGCAGAUCAAGUCCUUCGACGAGCUGCCCUGGAACUCGGAUUUCGAACAAGGGGUGGAGGUGUUCUUCGACGCCGUCGAAAGUGACGACACCUGGAUCGCAACCCUCGUGUGGAUUGGUGAUCGGCCGCCCAGACUUAAUGUAAGCUGCAGUGAAAACAUCUUCAACAACGUGCUUGCUCUAGCAAUGGCCGAGACGUUCACAAGGAACAAGCGCAUCGUAGCAACUUGUCAGCCUGCGGCACCUUCCAACUCUCAGCCGUCGGUUGAGAUCUUUCCAGAUAGAAAGGGGGUUGUUGUUACGGCAGCCCAGCGCAUGGCGUGGUGCAAAGUGCAAGAAUCCUCUGGCCCCAGGCAACUUAAGUUCACUUGUCUCUACAGAGAUGGCAUAGCCCGCACAGAUUGUCUGGACAAAAUUCUGCAAGAGGAUGACGUGGUCUUUGUUGACUACAUGAUCGGCACGAGCCACGGUAGAGAAGAGGUGCGAUGUGUUCUUGCGUGGCAGGGGCAGAAGCCGUUGGACGUUGCUUGUUUGGACCCGGAAGACUUUGUCAAGCUGCUGAAUGCCAGGGCAGCUGAACAUAGCAGCACAAGCAGCAGCCCUGAACAGCCUUCCUCCGGCCCAGAUGUCGUGCUGGAUGCGAGUCAAGAGAACGGUCGCCAGUCGCUCUCACCAAGCGAAUUCGCAGAACAGAUGUUGGGCGUAGCGGUCAGUAAAGGAAGUGUUGCUGUUCAACGAACGCAGGCUCCUGUGUCCAAGCAGGAUGAUGACACUGCACUGAGCCGCAUAUUGGCGCAUCUCAAGCGUGCCGUGAGAGCCAAUGAGGGAGUGCCCCUCGCCAGGCUACAAGGUAUCCUCUCGCAACUGCCACCGUCAGUUCGGGGUCGUUACGGUGCAACAGUCGAGACAAUACGCUUGGUCGCAAGACAGUUUCCCGGCACAAUUGUUGUAGGCUCGGACAACAGGGUGUACACUUCAGCAGGGCCUCGGACAUUCGCCAAAAACAAUGCAGCAGUGAUCCACAAGCCACCUGGCAAGAAACAACUCCCGACUACCAAAGCUGGAGCCGCCACACUGAAGCAGACUGGUGCGCGCGCUGUUUUAAAUGCCAGUGCAGAAGUGCAAAGCUUUCCUCCGCCCACGGCACACACCGCGGAACCUUCCGUCUCGAUCUAUCCCUGCGUGAAAGGAACAAUCGUCCAAGUCCUUGACUGCAUCGCCACGGUCAGAGUGAAAGAGGCAGCAGGCACGCGCGACAUUCAAUUCACCAAUGAGUGCCUCUUCAAGGACGGCGAGGUUGUCCUGGAUAACUUCAGCGAGGUUCUGCACGACGGAGACGAGGUCCGCCUCAACUACAUGGUUGGAAGCAGGGGUCGUAAGGAUGACGUUGUCCACUGCGAUCUCGUCUGGCUAGGGCGACCACCAGACAAUGCAGAGUGCAUGGGCCCCGAUGAGUUUGCAAAGAGCCUUGGCAUCAAAGCGUCUUCAGUCGGUGUGAGAGCCACAGCCGACGACCUGUGCGGGAGCCAGCAGGAAGAUACCGUGCCGAAGAGCGUGUCAGGGAAACAUGCCGGUUUUGCUGUGUCACACCAAACCGUGCCCCCCGAACAGGGUCACUUCAUGGAGAACUUGACACCGCAAGAAACUCUUAAGGCUGGUGCGGACCAAGCAGCGGCUGUUCCUUCAUUUGAGCAACACCCCGAGCAGCCUGUGGAGGAACCUCAAGUGGUCCCCACAAAAUCAGGACUGGCUAAUGCUGCGCGUUGCGUUUCACCUGGACUUAGUGACGAGACUCUGCUUCGCCUCGCGAGGAUGGUGGUUCAGGAAUUCCGGGCCGAGUUCCGGGAGGAAAUGCAGAAGUGUGUGGAAUCGUUCAUGAAGCAAUCGAGGAUUGUGGUCCGUGAUGUCGAAUCUCAAACGAGUGCGGACGAUCUACGCAUGAGCUCCACUGGAGAAAGCACUCCUCCUUUCUUCAGCCCCUGUAGCACUCCGACGCGGGAGUUGGAUAUGUCUGGUGCAUCACCGCCAGGGCCUGAGUUAGCCUCAUGCCAGCUGAAGUUCUCCGACACCAGGCCUGAAGAUGCUGUUGUCUUAGAGCCAUUGGAGUUGCAGAGAGUUCCAUGCUCUGAUAACAGUAUUGCCCAUACUUCAUGUCAACAGGACGACAACAGCGCAUCACAGCCUUCGGUACAAGUUCAGAGUGGAAACGUGGUGGAUAUGGCCAAUAUUUCUGAUGAGGCCUGCGAUAUCAAACCACCAGAUGAGCCUGAAGGCACAGUUGCUUCCCAGCCAUUGGAGUUGCAGAAAGUGACACCUGCUGAUGACACUGCUACUGAUACUUCAUGUGAACUGUAUGACAACAGCUCAUCACAGCCACCGGAACCAGUUCGAAGUGAAAGCAUGGCAGGUGAGGUCAGGAGUUAUUCAGAUGAGACCGCUGAUGUGAACAGUACCAUUUUGCAGCCAUUCGAGGCUUUAGUUACACAUGAUAACCAUGUUGAAGAGCUAGCAGUGCACAUUGGUACCAUGGUUUUAGAACUGUCAGAUAAGUCCUGUAUGGUAAACGAGCUGUCAAACCUGUCGGAGGCAGCAGAUGAGGCUUCCUUGAACUCUGCUGAAUCCCACAAUGUCCUGCCUCAGAAUGGCAUUGUAGACACGCUACUGACUGAGAAGAAAGAACUAAGCCUGUCUGAAGAGCCCGAAGAAGCUCCUAUUUCACAGCGAGCACAUGAAAACGAGGCACAGCCAUCAAAUGCUCAAGAUGAUUCUGUAGAUGGUAUUGUGUCACAGGCAGAGCCAGAUGAGCUUGACACAGCUCCUACAGACACAUUUGUUUUGUGUUCAACACAAAGCAAAGUAUCAGUUGUGAUUGAAACCCCAGACCCUGUAGGGAGUUCAGUUCUACACCAAACUGCUGAAGACAAGGUACCAGAGGUAUCUGACACAUGCGAUACAGCCCUCGUAGACACUACCGUUUUACAGCAAACUGCUGAAAGCGAGGUACCAGACGUGUCCGAAGCACCAGACAACGCCAUUGUAGAUGCUGCAGCUUCUCAGCAAGCUGCUGAAAAGAAGAUACCAGGCGUGCUUGAAGCACCAGGUGAAGCACUUGCAGACGUUACUGGUCUGCAGCGAACUGCAGAAGAAGAAGCACCUAACCUGUUGGAAACUCUGGGCAGUGAAAGUGCCAUUGAAACAGUGAUCCCAAUGGCUGCCAAUGACUCAAGUUCGCAACCAGCAGCUACUUUACAUGUGCUGAUCGAAAACGACAGCAUCUUACCACCAGUGCUGCCCAGUACAGUAAGUGGCCCAGAUGCAAGCUCUGCUGAGCUGACGCAGGAGUAUGAUGCACAGGUCAAUAUGAAUUCUGAUGCUUUGAAGGCGUCGGACAUAUCGGAGAGUAUGCUCUAAGCAACCAAUAAACAUACGUGCUCAUCAAUAUGACGAAUGCACCUUUGAAAGAUGGUUUUCCAACUACUAGAAUCGGAUGUUUUACCUGCAAGCAACAUGCAGUACAGCAGCAGACGCGCUAGAGACAUUGUAGCAGCUCUUCUCAAAAGCAGAACUGCAGCUGUUGCACGCUGUUACACACUGACAGGUGCCAAAAAGUUCAGUGGACAGAUUUUUUUUUUUUUUUUUAAUGUACAAGCCGUGAUAUGUUUAGUUUGUGUGUUUUGUGACUACUGACAUUAAACAGGUUUAAAACACUGUGUUCCCUGCCAACAUUACUUGACCCAAAAGCUUGCAUCAAGAGCCCUAGCAGGACCCAUUGACUCUUGGCUUAUACCAAACCCAACUAGAUUUCCGAGUAAGUCUAAGAGUUCAUUAGCAAUGAAUUAUGUAGGUUAUAACUUGUCUCGCAUUUCAAUUACCAGCUUUCUUGA